Molecule: messenger RNA, 2491 nt
Organism: Phyllopteryx taeniolatus (common seadragon)
Lineage: Eukaryota; Metazoa; Chordata; Actinopteri; Syngnathiformes; Syngnathidae
Gene: wbp1lb
Product: WW domain binding protein 1-like b
Exons: 4
Coding region: 867-1868 (333 amino acids)
Source: RefSeq, a predicted model, not a curated record
UGUGUGUUAUAGUGGGUAGGUGUAAGAGGCAAGAACGGGGGAGAAGCAAUACAGUAUGUUUGAGGACUGUUUUUGUGUGAGAGUGUGACCGAUGAGGUAAAGUCUGGGAUUUUGGACCCUGGAUUAUCAUGUCUUUCUGUUCGGGACCUGUGCUGGUGAUCUAGAAAGAGGGGGAGAUUUAGCUUUGUACGGAUCUUUGGCUAGCUAAUCAUUGAGCUAAUUCAAAAGAAUAUAUCUUCUUGGACAAAUCCAAACAGCUUUCAUGUGAGAAUUUGAUUAGUGUUCUCUCAUCUUUCAGAUCUUUCAUCAUUGAUUAGAUAUGACUGCUGUUUAGUCAGUGCCCUGCAUUCGAAGGCUUUUGAAGUCAAAUAUCCAUGUUAAUUGGGAGGGCUGGCUUAGUUAAAUGCCAAAUAUUAGUAAUGCUUCUAGAAUAAACUUUGAGUACAAGUGAAUUAUCAAAGUGGUCUAUGAAAAGUAUCUCCUACACAGUUUGUAGGCAAAUGAAAACAACAUAAACAUCAGUUUCAAAAUCAAGACAAAAUAAAGUUAAGCAUACACUUGUAUUUCUAAACACAAAGACCACCUUUUUUUAAGACUCAAGACUUCAGCUUUGCGCCUUCUUUUUGUAGCUAACAUUCAGCGAUUGAAACAUUUACUUUAGGUUUGUUGUCUAUUAUUUUGAGAUGCAGGACUUGCGGUGUGUUCAGCCUCCUAAAUAGUCUCUACUUCGUGUCCUAAAGCUCCUAUUGUUUUGAAGUCCCAGAACUAGUUUCUCCUUGAGACCCCUGGACCAAAUUCUGUGACAUCGCUUUGAAGAAAAAUUGCUGAGCCUGCUGGUCUGUGAAGGUGUCAACAACCAGAGCUACAUGUGUGAAUCGGGUCACUGCUGUGGAGAAUCUCAGUGUUGCAGUUACUACUAUGAGCUUUGGUGGUUUUGGUUGGUCUGGACUAUCAUCUUCAUUUUGAGCUGCUGCUGUGUGUGUCACCAUCGCCGUACCAAACACCGACUACAACAACAACAGCGACAGCACGAGAUCAACCUCAUUGCUUAUCGUGAAGCACACAACUAUCCCUCAGUGCCCUUCUACUUCAGGUUUCUUCCAAGCUACCUCCUGCCAGAUUACGAAGAAGUAGUGAACCGGCCACCUACUCCCCCACCACCCUACAGUGCCUUACACACAACACCAUCCUCAGCAGUCUCACAGCCUCACCCUGAGCAGCAGGAUGGACAGUGUCCACCCAUUCAACCAACCCCAGCGCCUCCUGACUUGGACCUCCUGUGCAACAGACCUAGUCUAGAGGAGCCACAACCAGCUGCUUUAAAUUUAAUGCCAAAGGCUGACAGCAAGCCUGCACAGACAACACAGGACUCAGGCAUGAUACUAUUGUCAGAGGGGAUUAGUGGGGAGAGACUCAACCUUGAGGAAAAGAGAAGCGACUGCAAGGAUCCUCUGUUGAAGGACCUGUUAGAUGACAAAGAUCGACUCCCUAAUGGUAGAAGACGACGAUUUACAGGGGAUUCUGGGAUUGAAGUGUGUGUGUGUGGCUCACAUGGGAGCAAUGGUUGUAGUGGAGCAGGUGGCCUGGAAGGUAAGGAGUUGCGGGAGCUGGAGAGCCUGCUGGGCCGUGAUGGAAAUGAUGAUGAGGAGGCUGGAGACUUCUGUGACAGUUGUGUUCACCGGUCUUCCUUCAGCGUGGAAGAGGAGCAGUCGCUCGGCAGGUCGGAGAGGGGAGCGGCACCAGGUUCCUCCCAGCCUGCGCACCUCACAAGCAGUGCCUCACUGCACCCUCCAGUGUCCCUCCUCCUCCAAACCAUCAAUGAGCAGGAGAGUCCCCACCACAGCACCAGUACUGAGCCACAGGGUUAAAACGCACACCAUUGAACAUGGAAGCUUUUUUGUUUGUUUGUGGCACAAAGGUUUUUAAGCCUCAAGAUGUGGAAAGUGAGUAUAGGUGCAUAUCAGUCUUGGGAUCCAGAAGUAGAAUUUUCAAGCAGGGAUUGAUGACAAAGAGCUGUUCGACACACUGGAACAUGGAGUGGCCUUAACUGACUUCUGCUUAGACAGAAUACAGCUGGUGCAUACGACGUAACUCACACAUUUGGUCGCCUUGCAUCUUCCUCCACAUGUGAUACACAGCCAAGACUCGAACACUGUAACAGCAGGAACAGAAAUGGGAAGAUGGCUGAUCUUACUCACCAGGUGUGUCCAACCUGUUGCCUGUGUCUGGAGGCAACAAUUUAGUAUAAGACACAAGCAACAAGCCCUUUUCACAUAUUCUGUGUUUGAGCAAGCAAGCAAAUACUGUAGAAACAUCUGACCUGGACCUGAAUAUGCUUUUUUCUAUUUUUUUCCUCCAGCAUAUUUGAAAGAAUAUUCUUGUUCGAUCUGAACCACUAGCUAUAAGUGCAUUAACAAGUCUUCAUGUGAGCAGUUCCUACUUUGCACAAAUUGUAUUUAUCUUUUAUAAAUGAAGCUUUUAACUAAGAGUA